CGUAUGGGUUGUAAAAUUAGAAAUGUAUUUGUUGCAACUGAAAUAAAACAUAUUUUCACAUCCAAAAAAUAUUUUUUAUUUACCUCCUAAGACCUGGUGUUUCCACAUACGUGGACAUCACAUUUUUUGUUGUUUGCACCAUAAUACUUAACUCUGUGUAACUGGAACCUGUUGUACACAAACGUGGACAAUUACACUGCUUCGAGAGAGAGAGAGAGAGAGAGAGAGAGAGAGAGAGAGAGAGAGAGAGAGAGAGAGAGAGAGAGAGCAAGAGAGGUGAUUACACUUCCUGUAAAAGUACGCAUCUGUUUUACCGUUAUUAUCUGUUCAUUGGAAAAAUAAAGAAGACAUUUGACUUUGUUAUGUUAAUCAUUAAGUUUAUACUGUAUUUCUUUGGCUCACACAGCAAAAGAAAUUCAAUACUGUUUUGAGGAUAAUGAUAAGAUUUUUAUAAGACCUAAGGUAUAGUUCAGUGAGGUGACAUGUGUUUGUAAUGUGCUGUAAGCCUGUUUACGGGAGUAUUUUAAGCCUGUGUAGGCCAGAUUUAGCAUUGACAAUUAAAGGGCAGCUAUCCCAGGCUAAAUCCAGAUCUCCUAAACCUCAAAACCUUUCAGAUAUAUCCAGAUGGAAGAGCAUGAAUUGCUUCGCAAAGAAAGUAAGCUAGUUUGACAGCAAAAUUAAGCAACAAACACCAUUGCGGAUAGCUAUACAUAUUGUCUUUGGAGCUUUUCUUGACUGGAUUAGAGAUUUUUGUGGAUUUUUUUCUGUAGGUUUUGCUGAGAGUGUACUUGGAUUUUAUUUCCCCAUGCCACUUUGCUGACCUAUUACAACUGUAUCGGAACACUACACACAAAUGCCAACUACUGUAAGAAUGUAGGCAGGACCUGCAUACUGGAAAUCUACAGACAUGGCAGCGGUCCGGAAUUCUGACUUUGAGGAUCCAAACCUGGGGUCGGGACCGGAUGAGGAUGCCUCUGAAAUCUCAUUUUUGGAAGAAGAGUCGGAAUCAGGAUCCCUAUGGUCUGAGGAUUCUGUUCUUCCAGAUUAUGAGAGAGAGGAUGUUAAGACAGGUACCGCCAACACACUGUAUGAAGCUUGUGUCCAAAAUGAUGCACAGGCCCUGAAGAGAGUGUUAGAGCGUGGUGUGACCUAUGAUGAAGUGAUGGAAGUUGACAUGAAUGGAUGGAAUGGGAUGAUGUUUGCUUCAUACAAAGGUUUUCUUCCGAUUGUUUAUGGUCUUCACGCCUGUCCGCAUCUGGAUAUUAACCAUCAAGACAACGAUGGCAACACUGCUCUGAUGAUCGCAGCUCAAGCUGGCCACGCCUCCAUAUGUAAUUACAUUAUGAAUUACUUCCCCGGAGCAGACACAGAGAUCAGAGACAACAGAGGGUUUACUGCUCUCAUUAAAGCAGCCAUGCAGGGCAGGAAUGAUGUGGUGGCAGCUCUUAUAAUGCACGGCGCUGAUGUAAAUGCCGUUGACUCAAACCGUGGUAAAUGUGCACGAGACUGGGCGCUCAAAACAGGCCGCUUCGACACGCUGCAACGUCUCCGUCGACUUGUGCUACGCCCGAUAGCUGAACAGUUCUGUGAUGCCUACAUCCCAGAGUGGCCAAACCUAAAGAUCCUUGUCGCCAAAGCAACAGCCAAUAAGAGUGCGGGUCAGAAACUGACUCAUAAUCUAAAGAGCACCUUUGGUUUCAGAUUCCCACGGGACCCGCUGGACAACGGUGUCAUGGAUCACAUGGUCAAAAUGACCACCAGUUUACGUAGUCCACUGAUAGCCACGGCCACACGGCCACUGUGCCCAAGCAGCCCUCCAGAGUUGGGCAAACGCCGGUUGGCUGUGCCUGAGUUGGUGCUGAAGCACUCAGAGAAACAGCUGGAGGACAGUUCGCUUAGCCAUCGAAACAACUCCGUUACGUCCAUUUCUCCAUCUGUCCACUCAUCUACAUCUGCUUCUGCGUCCUGCUGUGUUGAUACGCAGAGGCGAGGCAGUGUGCUGUCCAUUGCUCAGUCUGGCAUGCGCACCUUUAUACCUCGUAGCGUUGCAGCGAGACGCAACAGCGUGUUUCCCUCGGGUUGCGUUCCAAAGAUCAGAGUCACCAAAUCUUCUGAGCCCACCCCUAAGAAAGUAAAGAAAAACAAAAGAGAGAAGGGUUACUUAGAGCCUCCGAAGUGGAAGUAUAAAGAAACCAAGAACAAGAAGAAGAAAGAGAAGAAAGCAGAGGAGGAUGAGAAAGAAAAUAAACUGAAAGACAAGUAAAAAGGAAAAAAUUGUAAGCGUUGAGGUGUGCCGGUGUGCAUCUGACUGAGGUCUCAUACACUAUACAUUGAGUGUCAAUGAGGUGUUAAGUGUGAAAUAUUAUGUGGGAAAAUCCUUGCUGAUGGAAUCAAGCAAUGUUACAAUGCAGUCGAAAAUACAAGCAGAGGAAGUGCAUUAUAAAAUCUCAGAAGGGCAUUUCUGUUUCAAGCAGAUGCCUCGUAUCAUUAAAUCAGUUUAAUUUGUAGCAUUAAUGUUGCAGAAAUUACAGUGGUUAUUGUCUCUGACUGGUUAAGUUAAUACACACUAGUAAAUGUUGCAUCUAAGAAUGUUUUCAGAACCAGAAUAACAUAGAUCUAGAAACAUUACAGUUGAUAUGUACUACCCACAUUUGAUUAUCCACAAUCCAUCACUAACUUUGAAAAUGAUAGAAUUAUCCAAGACAUUUGGACAGUUCUUGUAUUGUAUAUGGGAGGUCGUUUACAGAGUAGUUGGUGAAGUUAUGUCCUCAGAAUUUCUAUAAAUAGUUUAUCGUGUCCAUGGCAUAACAUUUUUCAUUUAAUUUUAUGUAUUGUUUUCUGAUAUUUUUUUCCUAUUUUCUUACCAUUGUCGUUUGGUGUUAGAAUCACUUUCUGUUAUAUUUUUAGACAACCUAACCCAAACCCUAAGUCCAGGCGAGAAUAGUUUUAAAAGCGGAAGAAAAACAUGUAGAAACCAAUACAAAAAAUGACCACCUAACCCAAACCCCAAAUCUAACCCCAACCCAAAGCGACAAUGAUUUAAAGGUGACAUAGAAAGAAUGAUUGAACGGGGUAUUUAUCCUUGUUCUGUGAUGUGUGACAAAAAAAUUUUGUUUGGGUCUUUAAUGCCUUAGAAGCUUUCUAAAAACCUCUCUCAGAUAGCUCUAUUAGGGUGGGGGAUUUUAAAAGUGGUUUUGCACAUAUUUGGCUCCCCCUACUGGCUUAACUUGCAAUCUCAUUACUGAUUGGCUGACUUUGCUGCCACUCAAAAAAUUUAGCCCUCAUAAUCUUUAUCACAAACACACAUUUCCUCCCCACCUUGAAACAAUUAGCAACAAGACACAACUUCAAACAAACCAAUCAAAUAGACGAAUUCAAG
Paramisgurnus dabryanus is the source of this 3379-nucleotide messenger RNA. RefSeq names its product ankyrin repeat domain 33Ab (gene ankrd33ab). Gene Ontology annotation, molecular function: protein binding. NCBI's taxonomy places the organism in Eukaryota, Metazoa, Chordata, Actinopteri, Cypriniformes, Cobitidae. The record is from RefSeq and is a predicted model, not a curated record.